ACAAGCAUAUAUACCCAAAAAUACGUCGUACAAGAUUGUGUUUUUUGGCUCUCGAACUCGUGUUCACUAACACUAAUCCUGUCUUCUGGUCCCAUUUCUCAGAUGAAUUGUUGAUCAUUAACUGUUUGUGAAUUUUCCUUGGUACCCUUUGCUUUGUUGCCUUGCCAUGGAACCUUUUUCGUGGAGUUCUGCCGUUUCUAACUCUGAUUUUGAGAUGAGAAAUGAUGGAUAUCUGGGAAAUUCUUCCAUAAGAUGUGGGUUGGUUUUGGAUAGCGUGAGAGGAGAGCUUGUGGAGGCUCCUGCGAAGUUGGAGCGAAAAGGGGUGUCGGCGGAGAGAACUAUUGAGGCUUUGAAGAACCAUAGCGAGGCAGAGAAGAGGCGCAGGGCCAGAAUAAAUUCCCAUUUUGAUACGCUUCGGAGCCUAUUACCUGGUGCAAUGAAGAUGGACAAAGCGUCAUUGCUUGCUGAAGUGAUCAGCCACUUGAAAGAUCUUAAGAGGAAAACAGCAGAAAUGAGUGAAGAUUGUGCCAUACCAAAAGACUUUGACGAAGUAAAAGUGGAGCCAGAGGAUGAAUUGGAAGGAAGGCCUUAUUCUAUUAGAGUGUCUCUAAGUUGUGACUAUAAACCUGGGCUUCUGUCUGAUUUAAGACAAGCACUUGAUGCUUUACAAGUGAUAGUAAUGAGCGCCGAGAUUGCAACCUUAGGAUGUAGAAUGAAAAAUGUAUUUGUUAUAACCACCUGCAACGAAAACAAGAUUGAAGACGACGAUGUCCGUCGGUUUCAAGCAAGGUCUAUCUGCCAAGCUCUUAGGUCUGUACUUGACAAAUUUUCUGCUUCAGAUCAGUUCAUUGGAAAUACACUUUCUAACAAGAAGAGGAGGGUUUCUGUAUUCAAUCCUUAAGAGUUUAUCUUCAUGUGGAGAUAUUUGGUGUAUGUAUCAUUUGCAUGUAUAUUAGUCAAUCCAUAUAUGCAAAGGCAUACUUCUGAACAUGAUACUGGUAUAGUUACAGAUAGCUGUGUUUUUCUUUUCUUCUUUUAUAUGUUCUUGUAGAUGUAUAUUCCAAUCUCUUAUUCUCUAAAAAAUAAUUUGUUGUAAUAUGAAUAGUUGAAAUUUGUCCUAUUGGACAUAAUUUGCAAAUGGAAAGUUGUUCUUGAUGUCCUUGAA
Messenger RNA from Humulus lupulus (European hop), 1165 nucleotides. RefSeq names its product transcription factor bHLH30-like. Gene Ontology annotation, biological process: regulation of DNA-templated transcription. NCBI's taxonomy places the organism in Eukaryota, Viridiplantae, Streptophyta, Magnoliopsida, Rosales, Cannabaceae. The record is from RefSeq and is a predicted model, not a curated record. Gene Ontology annotation, molecular function: DNA-binding transcription factor activity; protein dimerization activity. The transcript is spliced from 2 exons. Bases 167 to 901 code for a protein of 244 amino acids.